This is a messenger RNA of Vigna unguiculata (cowpea), 2238 nucleotides long. Its product is annotated as tubby-like F-box protein 3. The record is from RefSeq and is a predicted model, not a curated record. Gene Ontology annotation, molecular function: protein binding. NCBI's taxonomy places the organism in Eukaryota, Viridiplantae, Streptophyta, Magnoliopsida, Fabales, Fabaceae.
CUUUUCCUUUUUGCCUUCAAUUUUCUGUGGGAUUUCCUCAAAAUUCAAUUUUACUUCACGCACUGCACAUAAUUUGACACUAUUAAUUAGAGAUCAUAGUAGUUGAUACCACUUUUUUUUUCUUUUAAGACGGUUUUUAACUGUUAACCAUUUUUAUGUAUCGGUCUUUAUUUCUUGAAGCGUAUUUUUGUUUUCAAACUUGUACUUUCGUUUUGGUUCCUGAAGUCAAGACUCUGUUAACCAACAGAGCAAUAAAUGGAGAUUGGAGUGUAAUAUGGCCCAAAAUAUUCUGGUGGUGGUUAAUCGCCAGAAAUUUUCUCUUAAGCGACAAUUUUUUUUUGCAUUCAAACUGUUAAAAAAUUUGACAGUUUUACUGAACAGAAUUAGGUCACAGUUGAGGGCAGGAAUCAGAAACAAAAUUAAGAUGUGAUUGGAUAACAUUAAUAUAAUUACUACAAAAGUUACUAAAUUUGCAAUAAAAUGUUUAUGUACAAGUGCAUGCAUCACUGUUUACUGAUAUUCAGUUAAAUAUAAACUCUCUCAAAAAGAAAAGUGUAACUCAUUUACUUUUCUAUUAACUUUUUGUUGAGUUGAGAGGGUAUUUUGUACUUUUUUGGUGAUGGGAUUAUUUUAUUGAUUGGGUUUGGUAUUAUUCCUCAUAUUAGCAUGAUUGUUUGAUUCAGUGCAACGAGGUUUUCUUGUGUUACCCACUGUUUGUUUUGUUUCUUCCUAACGUUGGUUUUUGUGAAGAAUCAUGACGAUAUUCUUGGCUCGAUGUUGUGAUGAGUUGUGCUUCGAUUUCUUUAUGGUUGAAAAAAAUAAAAGAAAAAUAUUGAUUCACCCCGCCUGUGGCGUGAAGGCAAGGGCGAAGCCUGGCCCAAGGGAGAAUCUCCUCCGGUGCUUUAUAAAGCGCAACCGCUCAACUCAAACGUACUAUUUGUUUCUCAGUUUAACUAACACGCUAGCUGAAGAUGGGAAGUUUCUUCUGGCUGCACGCAAGUGCAGACGUCCGACAUGCACAGAUUAUAUCAUCUCUCUUGAUGCAGAUGAUAUGUCAAAGGGAAGCAACUCCUAUGUCGGGAAACUAAGAUCAAAUUUUCUUGGAACAAAGUUCACAAUCUAUGACAGCCAGCCACCUCACUCGGGGGCAAGGAUUAUGAAAAGUCGCUCCACAAGGCUGGUGAAUCUAAAACAAGUUUCGCCGAAAGUCCCUACAGGGAACUAUCCAGUGGCUCACAUCUCAUAUGAAUUGAAUGUGCUAGGCUCCCGGGGGCCUCGGAGAAUGCAUUGUGUCAUGGAUUCCAUUCCUGCCACUGCAAUUGAAGCUGGAGGAGUAGCUCCUACACAGACCGAGUUUUCUCUUAACAACAUAGAUAUGUUUCCUUCUUUCCCUUUUUUCCGAUCAAAAUCAAAUCGUGUAGAAAACACCAUGUCCGGACCCCUGGUUGAUCAAAAGGAUGGGAUGCUCGUGUUGAAAAACAAGUCUCCUAGGUGGCAUGAGCAGCUCCAGUGUUGGUGCUUAAACUUUCAUGGCCGGGUGACAAUUGCCUCAGUUAAAAACUUUCAGCUGGUAGCUUCUGCGGAAAAUGGACCUGCUGGACCAGAGCAUGAUAAGAUUAUCCUCCAAUUUGGAAAAGUUGGGAAGGAUUUGUUUACGAUGGAUUACCGAUACCCUAUUUCGGCAUUUCAGGCCUUUGCGAUGUGCCUCAGCAGCUUUGAUACCAAGAUUGCUUGUGAAUGACAACAUGUUUAAACAGCUUGAAUCCAGAUUAUAUAGCUAUCUCUCUUACUUCUGGGAGAAGGAUGGUUUAAAAGCACUUGUUGGGAAGCAGAAAGAUGAAAAGAUAAAAUUGGUUGGAAGGGUGUUGAACUGAAUUUUAAAGGUCCAUUCAGUUUUCUAGGAUCACAAUUCACCAGCUCUUGGGAGAAGACACCAUGAACUUGGAAUAUUAUUUGAAACUCCUCCACCCUCACCUCCACAAGACAACACAAAAAGAGAAAAAGGGAAAAAAAAAUACUUUUCUUCUGCCUCCGUGUACAUAAAUGAUAUUUUUCAUUUAUUUUUGUCUUUCAACAACUGUCUGGUUGUUUGUGGUAUUUAAAACAUGUCCCCCACAAGACAUGUUUUUGAUUAUGGGACUACUAUCUAGCUUUCAACUUAUCCUUUCAUGAGAACAUGUUGUGUUAGUUAGACUACUUGCAAGAAAACAAGUGCAAGCAACUUGUUAUGUUCAACUC